UUCUGUUCUGUCGUCUGUCAGUGUCAGUACUCAGUGGUCAGUGUCAGUCAGCCACACGGAACGGAAAGACAUUCUACAAUCUACACUGUGUGUAAUUGCGAUUUGUGCAAUAUUUUAAAACAUCGUUGAAAGUUUUCCUUUGUUCAAACAUUUUAGGCAUCAAAAGUCAGUAGGCCUACUAUUCUUUUUAAUAACUCGAAUUUACUUUAAUUUCUGUGCGACGGACUUAGCCUAGUUCACUUCACCAAAGCUACAUGAUGAAGCAAGUCUCACUAUUUAUAUUUUCAAUUUUCAUCUUAGUUGGUUCUGCUUAUGAUGAGAACACAAUCGAGGAGGCAAAGAAGAAAGUCUCGGAGGGACUGGAUAUGCUACCAGACAAUGUGAAGGAAAUCAUUCCCAAAGGUUUAGACCCUGACAAAAUACCUUCUAUCGAGGAAGGAGAAGAUUUGCUCAAGGAAAGAUGUUUACGCUAUGGAACAAAUACAUCGUUCGAUCAAGCUAUGGCUGCCAAAGAAGAUUUACAAUUUUGCCUACGUGGACUGGUGAACACCACAGUAAUCAAGAAAGAGAUAGAACUAGCUAAACCUACUGGAGACCUGGACAUCGUCUUCAGAAAGUACUGCAGAAAGUCUCCUAUGCUGAGGAACUGUGUGACCAACUUCACGGAAGCAAUAGAGCCUUGCCUGAGUCCUGAGGAGCUCGGCACCAAACAGACCAUUACUAACAUCACAGACGCUCUCAUCAGCUUUAUCUGCUUCAAGGAGGGUGACCGGAUAGCACUGUUCAUUGCCGAGGGAGGCCCAGAUUGCCUACAGAGCAAGUACGAGGACAUCGUACAAUGUCUCAACUCUACCUUCUCCAAGUACACACCCAAAGAAACCCUCAAUCCGGAGGCUUUAAAAGAUGAACUGCCGCAACUCAAGCUCGGUCAACCUGAGUGCAAUGAUAUAAAGAUCUUCCAAAAGUGUGUAGUCAAACAUUUGGAGCAGUGUUCCGAACCCACGCCUGCCAACAUCGUAGACAGCAUGUUCACAUUUGUCAAGAAGGUGACUCCAUGUCAGCAAUACGAGGUGAAGGCCGGAGCGAGCUCCACUCACACUAGCGUCGUUACCGUCGCCCUAGCUGCAGCAGCUUCUAUCCUCAUCUCCACACUACUGUAGAACAUAGCGUUUGUGUAGUUACUUGAUUGCUCAUGUAAUGUUUUUAUAAUGGUCCUCAAGAGACAUCUUGGGCCUGUAAAAAAACAAUAACUAGCCACAACACUAGAAUGUGAUCUAAAAGGUUUAUUUUGAACAAAUUUUUGUAGUAAAUAUAGUUUUUAUUGUUUCCUUCUUUGUGUUAUACAUACAGUGCAUACAUUCAAAUGUGAAUUAUUAUUUUAGAAUGUGUUUUUUUUUUAUUUGUUUACUUUACAAUCUGUUCUAUAAUAAUGUUGAACAAUAAAUGCCAUGCAAUACAACAAAGUAACUUUUGAGCCUUAAAAAUAGCUGUUAAGCACUGUCAACAAUAAAUUAUUUUAUAAUGUGAUUAAAAACGUUUAUUUUGAGCAAAUUGUUAAAGUAAAUAUAUUUUUUAAAUUGUUUCCUUGUUUUUGUUAUACAAUACAGUACAUACAGUCAAAUAUGAAUUAUUAUUUUUGUAUAGCAAAACUGUAUAGUUACUAUUGGGUAAGUUUGGCAAACAGAAUUAUGCAUCAUCAUCUCCUCUAUAAUUAUUGCUCUACAUUUUGAAAUGUAAGCACUAUUCAAUGAUCACAGUGGUGUUAGAAAGUAAACACACUUGUAAAAUGAAGCUGUAAUGGCUGAUAUUAAUCUGUUAUUAAGUUACGCACUGCUGUGAGUCGUCUCUCUCUUAUCCAGCCACCUUUCUUCAACCAACAUCAAUUUAAUCGGUCAUUGUCAAAACAUUGACAUCCUUAUAGAGUUUUUGAAAUGAUUUCUAGGGUAAAUCCAUCCAUCCAGCAAUGGUGAUCUGAUCGGAGCUUCAAUCUUUAGGUGUCUGAAUAAGAGGAAGACUACUAUAUGUGCAAAUUCUCUUGAAAUUAUUUCAGUAAACAUGUUUGCAACUAAGAUUGGUUAUGUAAGUUUAGUUGUUAAGUUUUUUUAUUUACAAAUUGAAUCAACCAUCUAUCAACAUUCCUUACUGAUAAUACAGUUACCCACUCAUUAUAUUUAGGUUGAGGUGUCUUUUUUCAAGGUGAUUUAAUAUCACUUUCACGCAUGUAGCCUAUCAUCAAGUAGACUAGUCAUUAACUUAUUUUUAUCACUUAUUUCAGUUUAUGGUUUGUUUUUCAUUCUAUUGUUACUGUAAACUUUUUAAUCAAAUUUAUGAUUACUUUUGUUAAAUUAUUUGGCCAUGGUUCAUAUUGGUAAAGAACAAUGAUUCAAGUGACAAAGGUGACCAAAAUUCAUAAUCUCUUCACAGUCUUGUAGGAUACAAACUACAGCUUGCUUCCUUUUUCUCCCUGUCUUUGAACAGCAUAAUAAUUAUUAACAAGUUUUGAGAUGUGAUCAGAGUCAUGUUUGUACGCAAAAUAAGUUUCUGCAACUAAAACAUUAUAAUUCAAAAUCCAAAGUAUACUAACAUAAUGUUAGUAUUUUUGUAUAAGAUAAAGACUUUAAAAUGUCCAAGAUUCAAUUGGUUAGCUUACAAAAUAUGCAAUCUGUUUUCAGUAAUCUUAGUUUCCAAUGUUGCCUUAAAAAUGUGUGUUUUGGUAUUUGAGGUGUUUAAUAUUCAAUUAAUGUUAACCCCACGAUUGAUUUUUCAAUCUUGUAACCCGAAUGAAUUUAAGAUUAGUGAGAUUUUUACUUUUACUCCUCGUUGGAUAAGUUUCUUAUAAAGGGCGGCAAAACAGCAAAGUUGUAGAGUAUUUUGACCUAUACAAGCUACAGGAAAUUUAUUUUUUAUUGUUCUCGAAAUAAUACAUUUUCCUCAUUCCUUUAAAACAAGUUAACAUUAACACCAAUCAAACAAUGUAUUUCAACACUUUUUUAGUAAAUUUAACAUAUGAACAUUUUGUUACUAGCCUAAAAAUACAAAUAUUAUACCUUUUUAAUUUAAAACUGCCUUAUAAAAUAUGAAUUAUAAGUUUUGAAAACGUUAUUUUGUAGAGUUAUAUUAUGGCUUCAACAUAAAUUACAGAUAUAUAUUUUUCAUACAUAAAAGAAAGUCAUUGGUUGCUUAAAGAUUCAUUAACAGUUGCUUUAUAUCAUCCAUGACAUUUUUGUAGUUAUUGUAAAUUUUAAUGUUUAUAGUGCUGGAAAAUAGGUGUUAAGUUAUAAAUUUAUUUAAAAAGAGUUGUACUUAGUCUUUGUGAGUACACCAUUUCAAAAUUGAAAUGGAAACCAAUUAUUUUUUUUAACCAUACCAUGUUUACAAUAUUUGUCAGUGUUAACCCUAUUGGCCUAUUAUAGUUGUAAGUUAUAAAUUAUUUUGCAUUUUAUGAAAUGCAAUGUUCCCUUUUGUGUAAAUCAAAAUACAGGUUAAUAUUUUAUAUAUGUCUAGUGAUUUGAAUAAAAUCUAAUGAUGACUGGUUUUGUAAAGUUUGUAAUACUCUGGUGUAAAGCUAUGACAGCGGUUGAUUGAGAAAUAAAUUGAUAUUUUUACAUAAGUUAA
Messenger RNA from Macrosteles quadrilineatus (aster leafhopper), 3615 nucleotides. Its product is annotated as 27 kDa glycoprotein-like. The record is from RefSeq and is a predicted model, not a curated record. NCBI's taxonomy places the organism in Eukaryota, Metazoa, Arthropoda, Insecta, Hemiptera, Cicadellidae. The transcript has 7 exons. Bases 255 to 1160 code for a protein of 301 amino acids.